Molecule: messenger RNA, 7396 nt
Organism: Pundamilia nyererei
Lineage: Eukaryota; Metazoa; Chordata; Actinopteri; Cichliformes; Cichlidae
Gene: rims3
Product: regulating synaptic membrane exocytosis 3
Exons: 7
Coding region: 278-1252 (324 amino acids)
Biological process (GO): calcium ion-regulated exocytosis of neurotransmitter; regulation of synaptic vesicle exocytosis; positive regulation of synaptic transmission
Cellular component (GO): cytoskeleton of presynaptic active zone; presynaptic membrane
Molecular function (GO): small GTPase binding; transmembrane transporter binding
Source: RefSeq, a predicted model, not a curated record
UCCCUUUCGCCACAGCAGCGCGUUUCUCGCCGCGCCUUGCAUGCCGUGUGACCAGCAUCACAGAGCCGACAAGCCGUCCUGCGAACCGCCGUCCUCACACCAGCACAGCGAAAAUAAAACCCAAACGAUGACAUACUUACAAAAACGACAGAAGCAAACAUUAAUUUGACAACUUCCGACUCCCCGCACCUUGCCUUCGCCGCUCCUUGCUGUAAGUGCCAAACUUUCCGGCCCCUUCUCCCCCCCCAGCCCAUCGGCCCUCCAGUCCAACAGGACCAUGAUGCUCAGCAGCUCCGUGGAGGUGCCCCGCCCGGGAGGGAUGAGUGGCUUGAGCGGGCUGAGCACGGCUGCCCGGAACGUGGUGCGCUCCUCCAGUAUCUCAGGGGCCAUGUACAGCCUGGAGAAAAGUCCUGGCAGCGGGGGCCCAGACUCUGCAUCACUGACUGGGACUAAGAAGCGGCGCUCCAGUUUGGGUGCCAAGAUGGUGGCCAUCGUGGGGUUGUCACAGUGGAGCAAGAGCACACAGCAGCUCAACCAGCAAGAUGGCGGGACAAAGAAGCUCCGCAGCACCAUCCGGCGAAGCACGGAGACCGGAAUCGCCGUCGAGAUGAGAAACCGAGUGACACGGCAGGGCAGCAAGGACUCAACCGACGGCAGCACUAACUCAAACAGCUCCGAUGGAACGUUUGUCUUCCCUACCACACGCCUGGGCCCUGAGAGCCAGUUCAGUGACUUCCUGGACGGACUAGGCCCCGCUCAGAUUGUAGGCCGGCAAACAUUAGCUACACCCCCAAUGGGGGAUGUAAAUGUAGGCAUGGUAGACAGAGGAGGGCAGCUAGAGGUGGAGGUCAACCAGGCCAGAGGGUUGACCCCCAAACCAGGCUCCAAGAACAUACCAGCAACCUAUGUGAAGGUGUAUCUUCUGGAGAACGGCGUGUGCUUGGCUAAGAAGAAAACCAAAGUAGUGAAGAAGACUCUGGACCCCACCUACCAGCAGGCUUUGUUGUUCGAUGAGAGUCCUCAGGGCAAAGUCCUACAGGUAAUAGUGUGGGGGGAUUAUGGGCGUAUGGACCACAAGUGCUUCAUGGGAAUGGCCCAAAUCCUCCUGGAGGACUUGGACCUGUCUGCCACAGUCAGCGGCUGGUAUAAGCUGUUCCCUACCUCCUCCCUGGCAGACCCCAGCAUCGGACCCCUCACCCGACGCCUCUCUCAGUCCUCCCUGGAGAGCGCCACCAGCCCUUCAUGCACCUAGACACCCAGAAUACAUACACACACACACGCGCGCGCAAGGCAGAGUCACGCACACACAGGCGCACGUACUGUAUAUACACGACGACUAUGUAAGUGCAAAGCCAGGUAGGCAUACAUACACAAAGCGAUGCAUCCGUGCAGGAAGACACACUUGACAUACACACAAAUACCUGAUCCCAGCCACACUGACACACAUGCACUCUCAACAUGCUGCCAUAGUCUUUACUGGAAUAUCCUCUCGACUGUCCGUUCACACUCUCACCCACCGCUCAGUGUUUACUGGCAAAACGAUUAGCAGAUCCAAAACAGGAGAAGGCGUAAUUUACCUGAACAUGUAGCAUUUUUCCACCCACCUGUUUCCAACAUCUCAUACCACGAAAACCAGGAUUCACCGGGUGUUCUGCAGUCCAAGAUUUUCCGUGGCACAGCUCAUCCCGGGGCACAUCCUGAUGCCAGUUUCUAAACUCUCUAUGCCAAACUAAGAAAAAAAAACUUUAUUUUUUAAACCAAAGCAAUUGUUAUUGUUGUUAAUAUUACUAUUAUAAGUAGUAGGUGAACUAGUAUACAAUAUAAAAUAUGGAUAUGUAGCAGAGUCAAUGACUUAGAUGUAAUCCAAAAAAAAUAAAAAAUAAAAAAAUGACGAUACGCACGCGCACGCACACAAGCUGGGCACGGGAGGCCAAACACAUACACAUACCUGGAUAACAGGCUCGGAUAUUCACAUAAUGGCUAUUAUGUGAGGUAGCAACACUGCUAUUCUAUAAUUUUCACAGGGCAGAGUUUAUAUAUAGAUAUAUAUAUAUAUAUCAAAAUAGAUAUAUAGUUAAAAACUUACUUGUGUUUAUAUAUAUGUGUCGGCUGCAUUCUGCAUGUUUGCUUGCGAGACAUUUUAAAGUGCUUAAACCUUUUUCAUUUAGCUUGCUUUGACCAAUGUGACAGCAGUGUAGUGCUGCUUUAUUUUGUGCCGAGAAGGGAGCACACCGCACUGAGUUGGGGAGAAGGAUAGGGCUGUGGUGAUGGCGGAGCGAAGGGGUUGGCUGUCAUCGCUAUCUGCAGAAGACGAGAACAAAAUAAGCCAGCCAGCGGACAAACACAUUUAUGAUCCCUGCCUUCACCUUAGGCGUUCGGAGAAAUGUGACCGCUUUGUAGCCCGUCCUCGCGUAUUCUGGGGAAAGGGCCUCUACCAGCACCUGGACUUGUUCCAGCUUCCAGUUGAGUUCCCCAUUUUUUUUCCCGUCCUACUUGAUGAGGGAUGUGGGGAGAUGGCCGGCGUGCCUCUGCACCUCUCCUUUUCCGAUCAAAUGUAGCCGGUGUUGUGCCAAAAAAUAAACUGUUGUAAAUGGCCUAUAAUCUGUGAAACAUAUGUCAAACCUGUUUCUCAUGAAUGAUAUCAAGUCCUUUUGAGCCACAAACAACAUUCCUGUCACAAGAUACAUUCAGUUUUUGGCAAAGUGACUCUUAUAAAUCCUUUAUUCAUCUAGCUAAGAAGUGUCAUUUACAUUAUAAAUGUCUUAUUGUAAUAGAAAUCCAGCCAAGAGGGCAACAGAAAUUGCAACAAAUAUAGCAUAAAUGUUUUAGAAAAGCCAGAAGAGACUGGAUUGAUUAUAAUGUAGGUGCAAAUAAUACACAAUCAUGAUAAGAAGCUUUCAAAACAGGUAGUUUCUUCAUUUUGUAUAUAAGCCCUUCAGAAAUCCAAUAGACUCUGUAGUCUGUUUACCAAUAUAAGCAAAGAGAUUAUACAUAAAAAACACACAGGACCAUCGGGAAUGACUUUUUGGGACAACACCGGAAACAUUAACAUGCGCACAGCUUGUGAAACCUUUAACCCUCCUAACUUUCCCUUUGACGCUAACGAAACCUCUUUUAAAUGUGUCAGUGUGAAUUGAAUUUCUUUGCGAUAGCCGACUAUUAUGUCAGCACUACAUUUACUAGCGUACCUGCCAUAUGGUGGUUUUACUUGUUUCAGGUGCAAACGUGGCAGUGACACAUUUCCAGCACUCUCGUUUUAUAUUUCCCGUCAGGCGGCGUGUUUGCGUUUUCUUUAAAUAGCACUUUACUGUAAAAUAUUCACGCGGAGCACGCAGCGGUUGACUGCUUCUUCUUUUUAUUUUCGUUUGCAUUUUUAUUUGGUCACACUGCGCUGCGCAAUUGUUUUGAAUUGCAGCAUGGAAAUGUAAGUGGAGUGCACUAGAACAGCUGAUCCAGGUGACUUCUGCUGCCGGAUUUAGACUUCUUGAAGGCUUUUAACCUUGUUCAGCCACCUUUUCCCAUUUACAUUUCCUCUGAGUCCGCUUUGCACUAACUAUAAGGGUGUAUGCAGAAAAAAUCAACAAAACAGUUAAAGGUGUGAUGAUAAUGGAGUCUUCACUGGCAGCAGAGGGACUAGCAUCCAAAUUAAGCUACUGCUUUCUUACUGGUUUAUUUAAGGUGCAGAUGUCUGGGGGGGGAGGGUUUAUUUUAUUUUUUUCUGAACAACAUCAAUCCUUGUAUAUAUUUCUCAUACAUGAACACGGGCAAAGGCGCUAACAGAGAUCAUAUUUUGAAGAGGUGCAAAGACACAGUCUCGAGUUCCUCUCUUAAAAGCUUCUGCGUGUUUAUGAGCUCUGAAUUUGCUUUCAUCACCACCUCAUUUAUUCCUCUCUCCUCAUCUUUCUGCAAAAAAAAGGGAAAAUGCGAGGUUGUUUUAAUCUCGCAGCACCUCAGAACAACACAAUUCACAUUUCAAUGCUUUUUGAACUUUGGAUAAACUAAAGGGAUAUCUGGCAUUCUUGAAUUUUUGGGAGGAUGAUUUAUGAUAUUUAUUUUUAAUCCUCCUAUCAUAUGUAUACAAAAUGUUUUCUUUGUUAAAGAGGUGUUGUCAUUUGUUUUAUGGUUCGGAGCUAUUCCUUUGCUGGAUCUGUACUUGUAUGGUCCCGCCUAGGAAGUAAUUUCAUGUAUUGAUUUGUUUUCUUGGGACAGCUGGCAUGUUAUACAAAUAUGGAAAAAAAGGAAUAAGAAUCCUCAAAAAACAAGAUAAUGAAAUUUAUAGAUCUGUGUAACUUCCCUGCUGAUUGUUCCACUCCUUGGUAAACUAUCAAAAGACUGUUGAAAAUGUGUUUUGGAGCUUUUAUGAGACUGCGUGUGUAUGUGUGUCCCUUUGCUAUAUAUCAAUCAUCCUCAAAGCAUUACCCAUUCUAAUGAUUGAAUAGAUGCAAAGAAAUGUAUUAUAUAUCUUAUAAGAAAGGCAGGAUUAGCCAAAACUUGCCCAAAUCCUUUGAUUCUUGCAACCUAGAGGAUAAGUUUUAAAUAUUGCCUUUGUUUAAAGUGCAGUGCGGGUGUAUGUCUUUUAGAGAGAUGCAUUUAGUGUGUUAGUGUGAUGCAUAAUGAGCGACAGGGCAGCAAGGUGUGAGUGGAUCAGAGUUUUCAGAUAUGAACGCCAACAUUAACUUUGAACUUUCUCUUUACCUUACAUUUAAAGAAAAAAAAAAUUAUAUAUAAACUGUAGUGUCACCUGAUCAUUGUGCAUCGUCUCACACAAGGUCAUUUGAUUUAUUUGGACACACAAUUAACAAAAAAAGGGGGUCGAAGCCUCAGUAGCAGCAGGGAUGACGGGACGGAGAUCAAACAGGUUGCCAGUCUUCGUGCUUUUGUGGAGCUGAGUGACGCGUAGACUGUUUUCGUUUUCUUUUUGUCAACGUGAAGGUGUCCAGAUGCAUGAAGUCGACACGGCUCAGGUGACAUUUGAAUGGAGAGGCUGCCAAUGCUCAGAAUGUAAAACCCCACAAACUUGCUAUAAAAAAAGCAUCUUUUUAACCCAAAAAAUGUAUUGUGUGUAACGCAUCUUAAUAACACAUACCUGAGUCAUAGUUUGUGCACUAUAUCGAAAUAUAGUAUUAUAUGUAUUUUAUUUUUCUAAGGACAGAGGUAUUAUUCAGAGAAGGAGGACAGCGUGGGCAAAACCCGCCUUUUAGCUUUUUUUGCAAAAAAACGAGGGCUUGUUCAGUUUACAAUGGCCUUACUUUGCGUAGGAGACGUUGCUUCACUCUUGUAGCACACAGCUGAAAGUUUUGAACAAAUGUAUUUUGCUUGAGAUAUUGUACCGAAGUUCUCUAUGUGUAUAUGUAUAGUUUUAUGAAUGUAUUUCUAAACCCUAACACCGAGGAGGAGUGUAACUCUUUUUCGUCAUCUUGUUUGCUAUACUGUCUCUUCUGGAGACUUUCCGGGGACCCCGCCUGCACCCAAUCAGGCGGCCCCUACUUUUACUGUACUGUAAUACUGUAUGUCUUAUGAUUUGUGUUUUAAAGGAACAGCUCUGUGUUUGUAAACAAGCAUGAAUUCCGUCUGGCGAGAUGCGGUUAUUUUAUUUAUUUCAAUCGCCAAGAUGGGUUUUGAGCAGAAGGGUUUGCCCUCCCCCCGCCCCCAACCCUUUGUCUAUCAAGCUGAUGGAAUUAUUAUAUUUGUAUUUUGAUCUAGGAAAUAUUUGCCGCAUGGUUACUCUGAUCUUUGCAUUUCUGACCUUGUAUUUAACCUUUAAUGAUGGUUUGAUCACGAUGAGACCAACAAGCGACAGCGGUGGGGGCGAUCAGACCCAGAACAGCAUCCAGAGAGAUGCAAAAGAACUUUUAUGAUUAAAAACACUGUUAUCUUGCAGUAGCAUGAGCCAAGCCUUACAUUUUAUGAUGUUUUUCUUCUGGCAAUAAACAUUGGCUGUAGCAUUUGCUGUCGUGGGCGCCUUCGCCCACGGCUUCACUCUCUCUCUCUCUCUCUCUCUCUCGUGACCCCAGAGCUGAGCAUGUGGCGCCAGAAAGUGAUUUCCGGUAUUCGCCCAAAAAGUGAUUAGCCUAAUUUGUGUGAAAAAUAUAUCGGACUUAUUUCUCAUGAAUGAUAUCAAGUCAUUUUGAGCCAGAAAGAAGUUCCCCUUCACAAGGUAGAAGCUUGAAUCAGGUUUUUUGGCAAAGUGACUGUUAUAUUUCCUUUAUAUAUUCGGGUAAAAAGUCUCAUUGACAUUAAAAAUGUAUUUUUCAAGAGAUCUGGCCGAGAGGGCGUCAAAUAUAACAUCACAGUUCUUGAAACACACUAUAAGGGACCAAAAGGCAAUGAAAAAACAGUUAUUUCUUUAUUCAUAUUUGACCCCUUCAUACAUCUACAGUCUAUUUACCGAUAUGAGUAAAGAUAUUAGACAUCAAAGAAACUCAUGGAAACAUCAGAUAUCACUUUCUGGAUUUUGGCACAACACUGGUAUCAGCUGAGCUACCAUAAAUAAGAUAAAAGUGUAACCACAAAUUUAAGCGCUGGGAUAAAUUUAACAAAGCAUGCAGUGCAUUGUGAUUUACUGCUGUAUGACAGUAGAGCUCGUGAUCAACAAGUUUAAUUUUCUCUUCGACGUUGCAUUCCAGACGCAUGCAUUCCAGGUGUUUGAUUUGCCAGCGUUACAGCUGUCCAUGAGAACAAACACAGACAUUGCCGUUGACCUGACGGCCUCAGUUCGUUUGUCUUCAUCCACGUCUAUGUCAGCGAUCACAGCACAAGUUUUGCUUUGUAACCUUUCUGUCCUUUUUCGCCGUCUGUCAGAUUGUAUUAGGGCCAUAGUAGCUCCCCUCCCUGCUAUCAAGGCAAACCUUAUCUUAUCAAGCCUAGGAAAGCACAGAACACAACCCAAACUAAUGGUUUAACUAAUAUUUAAAUGGACCACAAUCACAUUCCCAAAGCACAUGUAGUAGACUCGAUGCCUCUUUUUCCCUGCAAAUUACGGAUUCAUCAUCCCAGUUCAAUUGGAAUAGCUGUUUUGGUAAAUGAGGGUUUGUCUUUUCUGAACAGGCCUUAAACGUUCCACCAAGAAGCAAAACAAAGGAUAGCGUAGCUGCCUGGCUGAUGAAAGGAUGUGGUUUAUGGCAAAGAUGAAGGAAAAAACAAAACAAAACAAAGGGAGCUGUAAUUUUAUACCUGUGCUUUGUAAAUGUUUUCUAUGUGCAGUAUUUGAUAAUGUAAAACUGGUAUUUUUGUGGUUUGUACGCUGCAAAAUUGAUUACUUAAGGUGCACGUAGUUUUGUAAGAAAAUAGAACCAAACUGAGGAGAAAAGGAAAAAAAACAAUGGGAUUCAGAAGCCUGUAUUUGCAUGCCCUUUGACAUCUGGACGCAAAGUCAAUAAAGUUUAUUUGAAUCACA